AUGGUUGGCGAGACAAAGGAAUUCAUUGAGGUCUUCUCGCCUCAAGCGGGCCUUUACACGUUUCCUGUUCUGGCCUCAUGUUUGCCGCCGCAGCGCCAAGGACCAUACCUUCUGCGGCCGGGGCAGAUGACCUCCAUUCCGUUCCGAAACGUUUUUCCGGAGCCCAUCACAGUCACGCUGUUGACAGACUCGCCCAGCUUCGUGGUGCCCAAGACGACAGAGAAUGUGGCGGCGAAGAAAACCAUCAACAUUCAGGUGAUGCACAGACCGGAGGAGGGCGGUCAAGGCCUGCAGACGUGCAAACUCACCGUCUCUGGCGCCUACCAUGGCGAGACGUUGCGGUGGGUGUACUACCUGAAGUUGGCCAUACCGAAUUUGCCGCCCUCCGACUCAGUGUCGCCCGUCAGACGGAGGGAGUAG
Molecule: messenger RNA, 420 nt
Organism: Trypanosoma conorhini
Lineage: Eukaryota; Euglenozoa; Kinetoplastea; Trypanosomatida; Trypanosomatidae
Exons: 1
Coding region: 1-420 (139 amino acids)
Biological process (GO): cilium movement; axonemal central apparatus assembly
Cellular component (GO): axoneme
Source: RefSeq, a predicted model, not a curated record